Cyclocybe aegerita is the source of this 324-nucleotide messenger RNA. Lineage: Eukaryota; Fungi; Basidiomycota; Agaricomycetes; Agaricales; Hemipholiotaceae. The record is from the annotation of a GenBank genome assembly.
AUGCAGAUAUCCUCCGUUUACUUCUCGCACCCUCAUCUUGUUAUCGCCGCGCUGCUUGCGCCAAUCGGUGGUUGGGCGGAGAGGGAUAUAAGUAACAGUGCAUGCAGGAUACAAGAGCUCCUUGAGGGCCUUGUGCCUCCCUCUCUACCACCUCUUCGUGGAUAUUCACGCACGUCGCCGAGUCGGAACAACUUCUCCCCAAACCGAGCUAUUCAGACACGUCGAACAGAGCAGAAACCCAGCUCACGAGCUCGAGUCGAUGGCUUGAUGCUUUGUCUGAAGACGAAAUGGUGGGAUUGCGGCGGUGGUAAGCAGAGUAGCUAA